This is a messenger RNA of Gasterosteus aculeatus aculeatus (three-spined stickleback), 3113 nucleotides long. It is a transcript of the gene znf362a, whose product is annotated as zinc finger protein 362a. NCBI's taxonomy places the organism in Eukaryota, Metazoa, Chordata, Actinopteri, Perciformes, Gasterosteidae. The record is from RefSeq and is a predicted model, not a curated record. Gene Ontology annotation, biological process: regulation of transcription by RNA polymerase II. Gene Ontology annotation, cellular component: transcription regulator complex; chromatin; PcG protein complex. Gene Ontology annotation, molecular function: RNA polymerase II cis-regulatory region sequence-specific DNA binding; DNA-binding transcription factor activity, RNA polymerase II-specific.
CGUUUACAUUUUACUGUACAUGACAUGCAAGGCCUGGGACAGACAGACACACAGACAGACACACAGACAGAGAGACAAAGGUCUCACAUGAUUCACAUUCUGGACUCAAAUCACUGCAGCUCUGUCUUUAGUGCACAGCUUUAUUAGACUGUCGUUAGUGAGAAUGCACAUUGGAGAAAGUCUGCCUCGCACGUACAAUUCCAUCUUUAACACCAACAACCGCCGCCGCCGUGCACGAUGACCACUUUAACGACGACCUUCACGCGCACCAAGGGGUUUCAUAUGCAUCCAUCUGCGAAAUCAGUAAAAAGAGUCCAAAAUAGGCUGCAAAAUGCGCUCCAGCUCCUUGUGCUGAGACGCCUGCAGCACCCAGAAGUGAACAGCAGGCGACCCGGAAGGUUUGAAGUCCGACCGACGGCGAGCAGAAAGAAGCGUCUAAUCCUUUAUAAAAUAUCGCUUCCCUCGCUGCUCUCAGGAUGGCUGAAUCGCGCUUCAACAAUCCCUAUUUUUGGCCUCCGCCUCCUGCCAUGCCGGGCCAGCUGGAUAACCUAGUCUUGAUCAAUAAAAUCAAGGAGCAGCUGAUGGCAGAGAAGAUCCGACCGCAGCACCUGCCCGCCGCCUCCGCGCCCUCCCAACAGCCCCUGCUGGCUCCCCCGAUCCAGGCGGACGGCGGCCAGCACGCCAUGUCCAAAACGCAUCAGAUGCAGGUUCUGCACAGCCACAGUCCGUCUCCGCCCGACAUCGCCCUCCACGCCCGCCCCGCCUCCAGCUCGGUCACAGGUCGUAUUCUGGGGGACGUAAACUUGAAUCUGGACGACAAGGCCGCUAUGAAAGCCAGAGGAUUAUGGGAAGACUGGCAUCUACGUCAACUUAUAGACCAUCCCUCAAGGACGAACCACGUCUCAGGUGUGGCGCUUGCCUCCCGAACAGGCAACCUCAACACUUCAGAGAUUGUCACCCCCACCACACCUUCCCUGAGCAACCACGGCCGGCUGGGCGGAGCCCCCACCCAACACCUCAUCUCAGGCUUAGCCUGCGGCCACGGCAUGGAGCUCGGGAAGAACAACGGCGGUCUCGUGGGACUUCUCGGCCCCCCUCCGAAGGAGGAACGGGGGCGCAAGAGGAUCAAAGCUGAAAACGGGUCGUCUCUUUUGGUGGUGCCCUACCCGAUCCUGGCUUCAGGCAACGACCAGUCCUGCGUCACCAUCACUGGGAAGCCAGCCAAGACCUACAGGUGUAAAGUUUGCCCGCUGACGUUCUUCUCCAAGUCGGACAUGCAGAUCCACUCCAAAACGCACACAGAGGCCAAGGCUCACAAGUGUCCUCACUGCACCAAGUCCUUCGCCAACGCGUCCUACCUGGCCCAGCACCUGCGCAUACACCUGGGCAUCAAGCCCUACCGCUGCUCCUACUGCGAGAAAUGUUUCCGCCAACUGUCCCAUCUGCAGCAACACACCAGAAUCCACACAGGGGAUCGGCCGUACAAAUGCCUCCACCCAGGAUGUGAAAAGGCUUUUACCCAGCUGUCUAAUCUCCAGUCCCACCAAAGGCAGCACAACAAAGACAAGCCCUUCAAAUGUUCCAACUGUUACCGUGCCUAUUCGGACUCUGCCUCGCUGCAGAUCCACCUGUCCGCACACGCCAUCAAAAACGCCAAGGCCUACUGCUGCAGCAUGUGCGGCCGGGCCUACACGUCGGAGACGUACCUCAUAAAACACAUGUCCAAACACACAAUGAUGGAACACGUGGUGUCCCAUCACUCCCCCCAGCACAGGACAGAGUCUCCAGCCAUCCCUAUACGCAUCUCCCUCAUCUGAGCUCCUCGCGCCGUCUCUCGCCCUCCCAUCAGAGACGUUCACCGUGAUAUCUGCGCUCCUCUCACGGACUUAGAACCGAUUAACGGCUUCCAAAGAUGUGCCAGAUUGUACAAGUUUCUUGUGAAGAGGUGCUCUUUUAAUGAGUGUAUCCUCCUUUCCUUUCUUGCUGACCAGAUAGUAUUAUCGGGGACAUCCAAAGAUGACUUCUCAGCACUUUCAGGCCAGGAAAUGACAGGCCUAAAAAUGUCUUUUUCUAUGUGACAACACAGGUGGAAAAAAAAGAGUAUUGCUCCAGGCAGCUACAGUACGUGGAAAAUGUUUUUAUGCUUUUUGUGUGUUAACAAGAUUACUUUAAAAUAUUGUCUUUUUCUAUAUGUUCCAUUACUUUCUUUCCCCAAGUAUUUGCAAAGAAAAAUGUAUUUGCAUCAAAAAGAGUCUUCCGUUAGCCGAGUGGCCAAGUGAGCAUAAAGGAGAAUUCUUAUAUAAUCCUUAUUCAUGUAUAUCUUGCCACUUGUUCAGUCAGUGUUUGCAAUGUUUCACCAAUCACACGGCCAUAACAUUUCAUUACAUUAUUUUUGAUCGCAGCGCCAAUGCAACCAUGACAUGCAUCUGACAAUUAGAAGAAUAGAUAUAUUUUAUUUUACAUUUCUUUUGCAAUGUUAUAAAAAAAGAAGCUCUUAUACCCAGUUUCUUUUGUUCAAAUUGAAUCGGGGCUGAAGGUCUCCUGAAACACAAAAACAUUGUAUAAAGGUUCAAAAGAAUUACACAAACUUGAAACUUGAAUUUGAUGAGAUUAAUGCGAGAGCUUCUGCUUGGAGUAAAUUGAAAAUGUUUUUUGUAAAAGUCAAAAAACCCUAAAAUAAGAUGAUUUAUUCAUGUCAGACUAGUCCCAAUAUUGAUUAUUAUUGUGUUAAUAUAAAAAUGAAUCAGAGCAGUGCUUUUUCAUGGUCCACUUUGAGUGAGCAAAUAAAAUGCAGUGCAAAGACUGAAAUGUUACAGACAGGUAUUACUUUCACAGCAACUUAAAUAAUGAGGUCCCUCUUUUUGGUUUUCAGCCAUAAUGUGCAACUGAAGCCUCACAUUUUUUUAAAUACUCAUUUUCCCAUUGUUUUAUCAAUGAUGAUGUCGACAUCGGUUUAAGCCUUAAUUUGUUACAACCUUCCACAAUGUUGUUAUAUAAUUUUACAUUUGCCUUUAUUUCAUAGCAUGAUAUAUACUGUAAAUAAACUAUAUUGACUGUCAACCUGUUUUUUUUUAAUAAUAAAUGACUAUAGUUACCAGUUAUGGUGAAAAGCG